ACUGUAAAGAUUUUACAACGACAUUACAUUGUGUUAAUUUUGCUGACGAAUGAUUUCUCUUAUCUCGCUUGCUUCUCGGGUUCGCGAGACCGGUCUGAGCGUCAGUAUAGCUUCAGCCGUUAAUGAAGUGUGUUUUUACGAAGCAAAAAAAAAAUUUUUUUGAAGUUAAGAGGAUGUACCCGACUGCGAGGAACUUCGAGGGGUAUGGUACGUGGUACCAGAUGGUGGUGAUGGUUUAUGGAGAAAGGGAUAUCAGGACUUCUAUAUCCAUUUUAAAGGCUUUGGCGCGCCCGAUUAAUCCGGCUCAAGGACUCUUGUUAGUGUCCUGGCUGCUGCAGUUAUUUGGGUCUCUUCCUCCGGAGGUGGUUGAGGCGACUUCCUUCUUGUGCCUUUCGGGCAUAGAGGGUGUAGCCGAUUCUUCUUCUUUUGAGGAAGUGAUGUGCCCCAACCACGGGGACCUGGAGUUGAUGGCGGUCUCUUUGAUGGCGGCCGUUUUCAACGGUUUGGUCACCAUGCCCUGAGAGUAUAAGUUGUUUAGAAUUUUCCUU
Molecule: messenger RNA, 548 nt
Organism: Cotesia glomerata
Lineage: Eukaryota; Metazoa; Arthropoda; Insecta; Hymenoptera; Braconidae
Exons: 2
Coding region: 123-521 (132 amino acids)
Source: RefSeq, a predicted model, not a curated record